AUGCGCCACUCCAGGACUCAGCAGCUCGGUCGCCUCGCGGGCAAGAAUGCCAUCAUCACCGGCGCGGGAGGGUGAGUGUAGAUAGCACACUCCUCACGACCGGCUUCGCGGUGGACCGAGAACUGACUGCGACGACAGCGGCAUCGGUCUUGAGACCACCAUCCUCUUCCUGCGCGAGGGUGCCAACGUUCUCAUGACCGACAUUUCCGAACCAGCUCUGGAGAAGGCAUUGACAAUCGCCAAGGAGAAGGCACCCAAUGCCAGUGGCAAGGUUGAGGUUGCCAAGGUCGAUGUGUCCAAGGAAGCACAAGUGCAAGCUGCGGUCGAGAAGCUUGAUGCCUGGGGAGGUCUCGACAUCAUCUUCAACAACGCUGGCAUUAUGCACGGUGAUGACGCAGGUAAGAUGGGUGGCCUGCACGCUGGGUCGAAUGCCAUGGACUGACAAUCACUAUAGAUGCCGUGGAUACACCUGAGAAGAUCUGGGACCUCACCCACAACAUCAACGUCAAGGGCGUUUGGUUUGGAAGCAAGCACGCGGUUCUGUCGCUGCGCAAGCACAAGAAGACAAAGGGUAGCAUAAUCAACACUGCCUCCGUUGUCGCUCUUGUCGGCUCUGCUACCCCCCAGCUUGCGUAUACGGCUUCGAAGGGCGCAGUACUUGCCAUGACCCGCGAGCUGGCCAUUGUGCACGCACGUGAGGGCUUCCGCUUCAACGCUCUCUGUCCAGCUCCGCUCAACACUCCUCUGCUUCAGGACUGGCUCGGCGACGACCAGGCAAAGCGUCAUCGCCGCGAGGUACACUUUCCAACCGGGCGCUUCGGCGAGGCGAUCGAACAGGCACAGGCUGUAUUAUUCCUUGCGAGUGACGAGAGCAGCUUCGUCAAUGGCACCGAUUUCGUCGUCGAUGGCGGCAUGACAAAGGCCUAUGUCACUCCCGAGGGACCUGCGACUCAGCCGCCGCAAAAUCUUGCUCGGUGA
Molecule: messenger RNA, 978 nt
Organism: Lecanosticta acicola
Lineage: Eukaryota; Fungi; Ascomycota; Dothideomycetes; Mycosphaerellales; Mycosphaerellaceae
Source: the annotation of a GenBank genome assembly